CGCUGAAACGUCAUCAAUGUUCGACGAAAGUGGGUGAAAGGUUAAGAAAUCCUUUUCUGCCAGCGGAAACAUUUGAAGUAUAGUUGUUGGUGUGAUUUGUUUGCAAUGAGUUUGAAUAAGAUUGUCAUGUUUUCCAAAUCAAUAAGAUGUAAAAAUUUACUGACACCCUUAAUCGGACUAUCUAGGAGUGUUACUACAAUUCAGUCGCAGCGGUCAUUUAGGACUUACGCACGCAAUCUUGUCUAUGCCAAAGACUUGUUUCUUGGCAAAGUAAACAAGACGGAGGUUUUUCCUUAUCCAGAAAUUGAUAAAGAAGAGCUCGAGGAGAUCAAACAAUUUGUGGCUCCUGUGGAGAAAUUCUUUAACGAGGACGUUGACUCAAAGCGGAUCGAUCAUGAAGCCAAGAUUCCGUCGGAAACUCUGAACGGGCUGAAGGAGUUGGGGCUCUUUGGGAUGCAGGUGCCUGAGGAAUAUGGUGGACUUGGCUUAUCAAAUACCAUGUAUGCCCGUCUGGGUGAGAUCAUAUCUUUGGAUGGCUCCAUCGCAGUCACUCUGGCCGCUCACCAAGCUAUCGGCCUGAAGGGGAUCCUGAUAGCUGGGAAUGAGCAGCAGAAGGCGAAGUACCUACCGAAGUUGGCAGCAGGGCAACAUGUGGCAGCUUUCUGUCUGACGGAGUCGGGGAGUGGCAGCGAUGCUGCAUCCAUCCAGACACGGGCUACGCUGACUGAGGACGGGAAGCAUUUCCUGAUCAAUGGAUCCAAGAUCUGGAUUUCCAAUGGAGGACUGGCAGAUAUCUUCACAGUUUUUGCGCGAACUGAGGUUGUCGACAAAGAUGGGCAGAAGAAGGACAAAAUCACAGCGUUCAUUGUGGAGAGAGCGUUUGGGGGGGUCACCAGUGGCACCCCUGAAGACAAGCUGGGCAUCCGGGGCUCCAAUACCUGCGAAGUGGUGUUUGAUAACACCAAGGUGCCAGUUGAGAACGUAAUCGGAGAAGUUGGUGGUGGAUUUAAGGUGGCAAUGAAUAUCUUGAACAGUGGACGGUUCAGUAUGGGCGGUGCCUGCGCUGGCAUGAUCAAGAAGCUGAUAGAGCUAACAUCGGAGUAUGCUGGGACAAGAAAGCAAUUCAACAAGAGCCUCAGUGAGUUCGGAAUGAUCCAAGAGAAGUUUGCCGCCAUGGCACUAAAUGCCUUUGUGAUGGAGAGCAUGGCCUAUCUGACGGCGGGCAUGAUGGACCGGCCCGGCUUGCCGGACUGCUCUGUGGAAGCGGCCAUGGUGAAGGUGUUCAGCUCUGAGGGGGCAUGGAUAUGCGUCAGCGAGGCCCUGCAGGUGCUAGGAGGCCUGGGCUACGUCAAGAACUACCCAUUCGAGCGCUACCUCAGAGACUGCCGGAUCCUGCUCAUCUUCGAGGGAACCAAUGAAAUACUGAGGAUGUACAUCGCUCUCACUGGAAUGCAGUAUGCUGGAAAAAUACUGACCGGGAAGAUUAAGGAGAUGAAGAAAGGGAACGUAGGUGUGGUACUGCAGAUGCUGGGGAAGAAGGUGCGGGAGUCGGUGAGCAGUACGGUGGACUUUGGCCUGACCGGGAAGGACGGCGUGGUGCACCCCAGCCUGUCGGACAGUGCGAAGAUGUUUGAAGAGAACGUGUACUAUUUUGGCACCACCGUCGAAAGCCUGCUUUACAGAUACGGAAAGACAAUUGUGGACGAGCAGCUCGUUCUGAAGAGAGUAGCAGAUGUGCUUAUUAACCUCUACGCCAUGACAGCUGUCCUGUCACGUGCCAGUCGAUCCAUCAGCAUCGGCCUCCGCCACCACGACCACGAGGUGCUUCUCGCAAACACGUUCUGCUCUGAAGCUUACUUCAAAAACAACUACCUAAUGGCUCAGCUUCAGAAGAAUGCCCCAGAGAACUAUGACGACAGCAUUAAGAAGAUUGCCAAGGAGGUCCUGGAAAAGAGGGCCUACAUCUGCUCCCAUCCUCUUGAGAGAACCUUCUAAUAUGUCCCCUGUGUACAGUAACCCCAAUGAGUCUCCUGUGUGAUUGUUCAGCGAUUUCCAUCCACAAGUUUCACUGCUUGAAUGUAUUUUAUCAUAGGGAUGUCGAAGUUCUGUAGUUUUAGUACAGAGUCUGACACUAAAUUUACAGUAAAACAUUAAUUAAAUGCACAGUUUGUUAAAACGUACUGUGAAGUGCCUAUUAACCUACAGUGGGUGGGUAACUGUUUUUGACCAUGAAUAAUUAACUAGAAGCAUUUAUUUUGGCUAAGCCCUCUGUGGAAAGGGGUGCAGUAGAUCGAUUAGUGCUGUAGGCUCAAUUCCUUGAGCUUAUGGCUAUUAUUGAGAGGGGCUUUUGUAGCUGCCUUUGCCCAAACAGCAAUGAAGGAAGAAUGGUAGGAGGGUCAGGGAUCCUCACUCUGGGACCUUGACUCUGGGGUUAUGUCUGAAUUCAGGGGCCGCAACUUUCAUAGGCUGUGUCCUUCGAUGGUUCUCUAAAAAUCCAUGCUAUGAAUCUUGGGAUAUGGUUGGCUGUGAAAGAUCAAUCGGUGCCUCUUUCAUGGCAUGGGAACAGACAUGGAGGCCAGGAAGCUCCAUGUGGGUGAUGCAGCUUGCCUUCCCUUGGGAGCACCUGGCUGGCCAUCAUUGUUAGGCACCAGAUGCACUUCUACACGUUCCUCUUCCGCCUCCUGCUGGCCGUCAACCAGAGCUCCCCUUACUCCCUGUUGGUGAUUUUGUUGUCAGCUUCUACCUAUGUAAUCAGUUUCCACCUGGUUUGUGUCUGAUGCACCAGCCUGCAGGGGGCACGGUGAUUAGGGAGCUGCAGUCAGUGGUGCAAGUUCUAGAUAAUGUCCCUGAGAAAGACUAUGUAAAUAAUUGAGACUUGUGUGCAGGUGAAAGCAAAAUGUAUAAGUUUUUAUUUAGCAUUUAUACAAUAAUGCCACAUGUUAAACAACCCCGAACUCCACAGCAGGAGCGAUCCUUUGAUGUAAGGUAAUUAUAAACCCGGAAGAAUACAGAUUCUGGAUAAAAGCUGUUCCUAAAAGAUCAGUUUGCAAAAGUACAAAGGGAGUUUGAAAGAUGUGACCGAUCUCUGUGAAUUCACUUAUAAUUAGUGGAACUUGCUUGGAAAUGAUUUGACUUACUACAGUCUAACUCCAAAGUUGUCUUAUUUAUAAAUGGUAACAAUAAAAUCUGAAAUAAUGAA
This is a messenger RNA of Brienomyrus brachyistius, 3199 nucleotides long. It is a transcript of the gene acad9, whose product is annotated as acyl-CoA dehydrogenase family, member 9. Gene Ontology annotation, molecular function: acyl-CoA dehydrogenase activity; flavin adenine dinucleotide binding. The record is from RefSeq and is a predicted model, not a curated record. NCBI's taxonomy places the organism in Eukaryota, Metazoa, Chordata, Actinopteri, Osteoglossiformes, Mormyridae. Bases 106 to 1995 code for a protein of 629 amino acids. The transcript has 18 exons.